ACGGGCGGAACCGUAGACGCAUGAAAAGGGCAGAGCGGCCGCUUCCGCGUUCCCGCUCUCAACCAGCCUUCUCUCCAGAGGCGAAAGUGAGAGAGGCGCCUGGGCAAAUCAAAAAUGACAGCCGGUUUGCCCGCGAGUCGGUGGGGCAGGAUGAGCCUUCCGUAGGCAACCGAGCGCUGGAUUUGGCUCUGGGGAAGUGGGACCUCGGUUUUCGAACGUCUCUAUUGACGAACAUUUCGGUUUAUGAACACUGUAAACCUGGAAGUAAAUGCUUUGGGUUUCGAACAAGCCUUGGAAGUUGAACAUGCCACGCGGCUUCCGCUGAGUGCAAGAUCCUGAUGCCUAGCUGCUGGCUGUUGAGUCCUGAGUACCCGUGCAUCACAGAGGUGAUAUUUGGGCUUGUAUGCAAUCAAUUUGGUGACUGUAUGAAAUCUGUGCUCAUCUCAUCUCAGGAGCUCUCUUGCAACCAAUUUGUUUUUGUGACUGUGUGGAACCCAGUGCAUACAUCUGUAUUCAUCUCAUCUCAGGAGCCCUCUGCCAAUCACCUUGUGCUGUGAGAAAUGGAUAAAAGCUGCAAAGCCAAGAGAAUCCUUAACAGAAUAACAAUAGAGGUGAAGAAGGAAAUUAUUUCCAAACAUGAAAGUGGUGUCCGUGUAUGUGAUCUGGCAAAGCAGUUUGGUGUUGCCAAAUCUACAGUUUCUAGCAUCUUAAAAAAUAAAGAAGCCAUUAAAGGAGCCAAUGUUGCAAGAGGUGUUAAAACACUUACAAGACAAAGAACACAGACAAUUGAAGAAGUGGAAAAAUUGCUUUUCAUAUGGAUAAAUGAAAAACAGUUGGCGGGUGACCGCAUUUCUGAGAGCAUAAUUUGUAAAAAAGCUUUACAUUUGCAUGCUGACCUCAUCAAAAACACCCCUGGAACAAGUGCUGAGAGUGAUAUUUUCAAGGCAAGUAGAGGGUGGUUUGAUAAUUUUAAGAGGAGAAGUGGCAUACACAGUGUGGUCAGACUUGGUGAAGCUGCCAGUGCCAACAAAGAAGAUGCCAACCGAUUUGUUUUGGCAUUUAAAGAUUGUGUAGAGGCAGAGGGUUUCCUUCCCCAACAAGUUUUCAACUGUGAUGAGGCAGGCCUCUUUUGGAAGAAAAUGCCAAAGAAUACCUACAUAACAAAGGAGGAGAAAUCAUUGCCAGGACACAAGCCCAUGAAAGACAGGCUAACCCUUUUAUUAUGUGGGAAUGCAAGCGGAGAUUUUAAGCUGAAGCCUUUGCUAGUCUACCAUUCUGAGAACCCCGGGGUAUUUAAGAAAAACAGUGUCAUAAAAAGCAAAUUGCCUGUGAUGUGGAGGGCAAACAGGAAAGCUUGGGUAACCAGGCAAUUUUUUAUUGAGUGGGUUCAUGAAGUGUUUGGGCCAAGUGUAAAAGAAUACCUCCAAUCCAAAAAUCUUCCAAUGAAGUGCCUGCUUGUUAUGGAUAAUGCUCCAGCUCACCCUCCAGGAUUGGAGGAAGAGUUGGUGGAAGAGUUCAGUUUUAUCAAUGUCAUGUUUUUGCCCCCCAACACAACUUCUCUCAUCCAGCCCAUGGAGCAGCAGGUCAUACCUAAUUUUAAGAAGCUUUACACCAGAGCACUGUUCCAAAGGUGCUUUGAGGUGACCUCGGACACAGAGCUAACCCUCAGAGAGUUCUGGAAGAAUAAUUUCAAUAUCCUACAUUGCUUACAUCUCAUAGACAAAGCAUGGAGGGAUGUGCCUCAGAGAACGCUGAUGUCGGCAUGGAAGACACUGUGGCCAGAAGCUUUCCUUGAAGGUGUAUUUGAGGAUGUUGAAGAGGAUGCUCCUAUUGUUGAGGAUAUUGUGUCUCUGGGAAAGUCCAUGGGCUUGGAAGUGAGUAGUGAUGAUAUUGAGGAGUUAGUGCAGGAUCACAAGACGGAACUCACCACAGAAGAACUCCAGAACAUUCUGACGGAGCAGCAACAGGCGGCAACUGAGGAAUUGUCUGAGGAGGAGGAGGAGGAGGAGGAGAGGCAAGAAAGUCUUCCUACUGCACUAAUCAAAGAAAUGUGUGCAAAAUGGGUUGAAGUGCAAAGUUUUGUUGAAAAAUAUCACCCUGAUAAAGCUGCUGUAAGUUGUGCCACUAACACUUUCAAUGAUCAUGCUAUGUCUCACUUUAGACAAAUUUUAAAACAUCGAAAAAAUCCUUCUUGUUGGGAUUUGUAAACUGCUUAGGGGGUUUAUGUUGAAAUAUGAAGUGGUACAUAAAUGAACUAACUCCUCCUUGGGAAACUUGAAAGCCUCGUUAUCACCUCACUUGCCAAAACAAGGAGCAUCUGCCAAACACCCUGGUGCUCCAGCAGAUGACAUCAUUGCUCCAGCUCUGAAAGAAGUCCCAGAGCUGGAUUCCCCGUGGUUCACCUCUAUUAUGCACCACCAGUGGGGAGACAGGGUGCUGACCUUCUGUUUCACUGCCUGCUUCAGUGGCUGGUGAGUUCUGAGUAGGGAUCAAACAUGGGGGGGGGACCCCCAGCUAGAGCUGUGUUUAGCAAAAGGGCGGAAAAGACUGAGGGGGGAGAUUAUUGCAAUGGUUUCAUUUUUAUUUAUAAUUGUGUGUUUGAUUGUCGUAACCUGUCCUGGGACAUUAUGGCACAGGGCAUGUAAAAAAUAAAAUGUAAAUAAAUAAAAGAGAGGCAAGGUUUUUGAUCCAACAUGGCAUUUGGUUAGGUUCAUAUGUCACCAGGGAGUGGGGAUGAAUUGUAGAAACAAGAGUCCACGAAAACCCAAGUCCUUGAAACUGUUUGCAAAGUCUGAUUGCAAACUUUUAAUCCAAGCCAUUCUUCACGGCUGCCUUUAACAGCCUCACGUCAUAGUGUUUCCCCACAGUAGCCAACCAGGUGACUCUGAGGCAAUUAGGAAAUAACCCACUCUCCCCCUUCAUGAUCCCUAGCAACCAGUACUUUAGGUUUACUGCCAGUCCUAACCUCCUGCUGCAAAGCCACACAGCCCAGCAACUCUUGCAGCUGAUUUCCAAGACCAUAAAGUCAAGCCAUCUUCUCACCAGCUGCUUUGCAGUCUAAUCCGCCGCCGCUAUAUGAACUCCAGGAAUUUGUCAGCUAGUAAAUUUAUCCAGUGUGUAG
Molecule: messenger RNA, 3121 nt
Organism: Zootoca vivipara (common lizard)
Lineage: Eukaryota; Metazoa; Chordata; Lepidosauria; Squamata; Lacertidae
Source: RefSeq, a predicted model, not a curated record